AUGCCCCAAUCUCUUCUUCUCUGGGAUGCUUUCGCGAUUUGUGAUGUACCAGACAAAGAAGAUAGGACAUGCUGUGGUCUUACCAAGCGAGGAAAACCUUGCAAACUCUUUGUGACAGAGGAAUUCCACCAAAUGGGCGUCAAGAAGUUGAAUAAGCUCUCACGCGAUCCCUUUGAUCUCCGCACCCUUCAAGAUAAGCUCCAGAACAUCGUCCCUCAUUUCCUUUGCGCACGGUGGCAUCGCCAACUUCAGGCCAACGAUGUCCGAGAGAGGUGGAAUGCAGCAGCCUUUCGCAACCAAGCUCUGGUAAACACGCCAGAAGUUCCUAUCACGGAGGAAGAGGAGCUAUUGUCAGAAGCCCACCUUCAUGUGGAGCCUACAGAACCGGGAGCUUCAGUGUCAUCCGACAGACCUGAUUCUGCUCGACCAACAUCGAGAUCCAGGGGAUCAUCUCAAUUUUCUGGCCGGAGGAUGGCAGAGGCUCUCCUGCGAGAGGAUGGACCUCCCUUGAAUAUUUCAGCCUCCUCACCAACCGUUGUGGUGAUCGAAGGGGAACAAGGAGGAGAAACUUGUCUUUACCUGCAAAGUUUCCGUCCAACUUCAAGCUUGGGAGACGAAACGUGUGGCAUCUGUCUAGGGGUAGAGCAGGAUGACCCCCUCGUCUUGAAAUGUAGCGAAUGCAUCUCUCAUGUGCAUUUAGGAUGUAUGUCAUCGUGGCUUGAGACUCUCGAGCCCGGAAGCAAGUCUUCUUGUGUAUUAUGUAAACGUGACGUACUAUUUCAUGUAUACUAUGAUAUGCCAACCGUGAUGGCUCUAUGGGACCAACAGCAAAGGCAGAUCUCGAUGGCAGAUCACUUGAGUCUAUCAACCACGGUAUGCGACAAUCAGCAACCGUCCGUUCCUAUCGCGCCUUCUGUUGAGACCCCUCCCACAUCUGCAGGAGCGGCGCCAACUACCGCUGGACCAAGUACACACCAGGUGCUCCAAAGGCCAGAAGAUGUGGACUAUCCAUGUCUCCCUACGACCUCUGCAUCCUCGGACCCACCAUCGCUACGCCGAUCGGAUAGAAGGAGACGGGCUCCUGAUCGUUACGAGCCGUAG
Penicillium verhagenii is the source of this 1101-nucleotide messenger RNA. RefSeq lists its product as uncharacterized. The record is from RefSeq and is a predicted model, not a curated record. The transcript has 2 exons. Bases 1 to 1101 code for a protein of 366 amino acids. Lineage: Eukaryota; Fungi; Ascomycota; Eurotiomycetes; Eurotiales; Aspergillaceae.